AUGUUAUUAAAUGAGAAGAAUUAUCUGAAAAAAGUACGUCCUUCGAAUACCGUCAUCGUCGAUAUUCGAUUCGUUUUCAACCAAAUUGUUUCCAUGGUUGAAAAAGAACAAAUUAUUGUUAGUAAUUGCUUUGUAGAUCAAAAAUGGACAGAUUCUCGACUUGUUUGGAAUCCAUUAGAAUAUAAAAAUGUUACUUGGAUUCGAUUACCGGCCACAUCUGUUUGGUAUCCGGACACGUUUUUGUAUAACACAGCGGAUAAUGCAGGUUUUCUUCUUCCACAUGAUUCGCAGAAUGUGAUUGUUAGUCAUAAUGGUACUGUCUUCUGGCCGUUACCAUUGGCCCAACUUCGUACAAGAUGUCGAAUGACGAUCAAACAUUUUCCGUUCGAUGAGCAAUCGUGUGAUAUGAUAUUCGGGUCAUGGAGUCAUACGAGUUCACUGAUUCAUUAUCGGUUCUGGGAAAAAAUUCCCGAAUUACCGCAAUAUACGCCCAAUAAUGAAUGGAGAUUAUUAGCUGUUUCACAGUCCAUUCGACAGAUCGACUAUCCGAACUGGGUGGAACCGGAUACAUUUUUCGAGAUUAACUUCACAAUUCUGAUCGUUCGAAAGCCUUUGCAAGCUAUUUAUAACACUGUUGUGCCGGCACUAAUGCUAACAACGUUAACAUUAGUUUCAUUUUUUAUUCCUUUUGGUCAAGAGAUGCAAAUCGGCAUUAGCAUUAUGUUGGCCUACUCCGUAUUUAGUUUACGCCUUUCAGAAGAUGUUCCAUCACAAAGCGAUAGUGUGCAUUUGAUCAGUUUGUAUUUAACAAUUUGUAUGUUAUUUUCACUUUCGGCUAUGACAUGGUUUGCUAUGGUUAAUAAACUACGUGAAAAGAAACGUUUACCCUAUUGGUUGCGUUGGUUAGCACUCAAUUAUAUUUCCGCGAUCGUUUGUGCGCAAAAUAUGCAUCGAAAAGCCGUUCGUGUGGCGCAUCAAUCAUCAAAAACACCUUCUACUAAUCCAUCCUCGCCAUCCGUGAGUGUUCCUUUACAACCAUUACUAUCACCGAAUCCAACGGAGAGUGCUAAUCAUAUCUAUCAUGAACGCUCGUCACAUGUGUGCCGUCCGUCUGCAACAAGUGUUCGGCAACCGCACGAUACAAGUCCUUCGUCACCCGUCUGGGUUCGCCGACCGCUAAUAGCUAAUCCUUCGACCGAACUCAAUGGAUCUGAGAGUAAAAAAAUGAAAAAUUCCUUUCGACAAUCGAAGAAAACCAAAGACUCAUCAGCAUCGAAAAAUCAAGAAAGUUUAUACGCUAUUUGUAUAAUUAAUCGACUAGUGUUUCUCCUAUUCUUCUUAUUUGUCGUUAUUUUCAAUAUUUACACAUGGUUUUUCUAUUCUCGUGCGUUAAAAACGAAAUUACUCGAUAAUGCAACACUAUGGACGUGUUUUGAUGAAUCCCGUUUGACAGUUGUCAGUUGUAAUGAAACGAUUUAA
Molecule: messenger RNA, 1479 nt
Organism: Adineta ricciae
Lineage: Eukaryota; Metazoa; Rotifera; Eurotatoria; Adinetida; Adinetidae
Source: the annotation of a GenBank genome assembly